AUGUUCCCACAAUUUAAGCUCUUUUCGAGAGCGGCAUCACGUAUUUCACCUGUGAAACUACAGUACAAGAACAUGCUCAAAACCCCAUCCACUAAAUACCCACCACCAAAACAAAUCAAAUUGGACAAUCGUGAAUGGCCAAGCAAAGUAGUGACAAAGGCUCCAAGGUGGUUAUCUACUGAUUUGCGUGACGGUAAUCAGUCUUUACCUGAUCCAAUGUCAAUACUGGAAAAGAAAGAAUAUUUUCAUAAAUUGAUUGAUACUGGAUUUAAGGAAAUUGAAGUGAGUUUCCCUCUGGCUUCACAAACAGAUUUUGAUUUCACUCGGUAUGCAGUUGAGAAUGCACCUGAAGAUGUUGCUAUUCAAGUUUUGACUCAAUCUAGGGAGCCAUUAGUUAGAAGAACUGUUGAAUCGGUUAAGGGUGCAAAAAAGGCCAUUAUUCAUAUUUAUUUAGCUACUUCAGAUGUGUUUAGAGAAGUCGUAUUUGGUAUGUCGCAAGAAGAUGCUAUUGCCAAAGCGGUUGAAACUACUAAAUUAGUCAAGAGUUUAACCAAGGAUGAUCCAGCAAUGAGUGAAACUGAAUGGAAUUUGGAAUUUUCACCAGAAUGUUUUUCUGAUACUCCAGUUGAAUUUGCGGUGGCAAUUUGUGAAGCUGUGAAACAAGCAUGGGAGCCAAGUGUUGAACACCCGAUGAUUUUCAAUUUACCGGCAACGGUUGAAGUUGCUGGACCUAACGUGUAUGCUGAUCAAAUUGAGUAUUUCUGUAAACACAUCACUGAACGUGAAAAAGUGGUUGUUUCCGUCCAUUGUCACAAUGAUCGUGGUUGUGGUGUUGCAGCUACUGAAUUGGGUUUGCUCGCCGGAGCUGAUCGUGUUGAAGGAUGUAUUUUCGGAAAUGGUGAACGUACUGGGAAUGUUGAUUUAGUCACGGUUGCAUUAAACUUGUACACACAAGGUAUUGCUCCCAAUUUGGACUUUUCUGACUUGCAAAGUUUAAUUGAUGUUAGUGAACGUUGUAACAAGAUCAAAGUUCCUGAAAGAGCACCAUAUAGUGGUUCACUUGUUGUUUGUGCAUUUAGUGGAUCACAUCAAGAUGCCAUAAAGAAGGGAUUCAGCUAUGAACGUAAUGAUGGACAAUGGGCAGUGCCAUAUUUACCGUUGGACCCUAAGGAUAUUGGAAGAACUUAUGAAGCUGUCAUUAGAGUUAACUCACAAUCAGGCAAAGGUGGAAGUGCCUGGGUGAUUUUAAGAUCAUUGGGUUUGGAUUUACCUAGACAUUUACAAGUGGCAUUUUCAUCAAUUGUUCAAAUUAAAGCUGAUCAAUUAGGGAGAGAAUUGCAAAUCAAUGAAAUUGUUGAUGUUUUUGAAAAAGAGUACCUUGUUCAAACACCAUUAUCCAUUGUUGAUUUUGAAAUUACAAAGAGCAAGAAUGAUAGCCGGGAGAUUUUCGUUCAGUUGAAUGAUUCCAUCAAUGGACAAGAGAUUGUGAUGAAGGGAGAAGGCAAUGGGCCAAUUUCAUCAUUUAUUGAUGCCAUUGGUAAGAAAUUCGGCACAUUGUUUGAAGUUGUAACGUAUCAAGAGCAUUCCUUAGGUACUGGAUCAGCUUCUAAAGCUGCUACAUAUGUUCAAUUGAGCUAUUUGAAUGAUGGUGGAGAAAAAGUGUCUAGAUGGGGUUGUGGAAUCAAUCAUGAUGUUAGCCAAGCUUCAAUGGAUGCAAUUUUGAGUGUGGUUAAUUCAUUAAUCAAUGAGGGUAAAAUUCAAGUACCAAGGUGA
Molecule: messenger RNA, 1773 nt
Organism: Lodderomyces parapsilosis
Lineage: Eukaryota; Fungi; Ascomycota; Pichiomycetes; Serinales; Debaryomycetaceae
Gene: LEU4
Product: 2-isopropylmalate synthase
Exons: 1
Coding region: 1-1773 (590 amino acids)
Biological process (GO): L-leucine biosynthetic process
Cellular component (GO): mitochondrion
Molecular function (GO): 2-isopropylmalate synthase activity
Source: RefSeq, a predicted model, not a curated record